This is a messenger RNA of Didymodactylos carnosus, 2045 nucleotides long. The record is from the annotation of a GenBank genome assembly. Lineage: Eukaryota; Metazoa; Rotifera; Eurotatoria; Philodinida; Philodinidae.
AUGUUUGCGUGUGCUACGUGUCCACGUUUACUCGAAUAUCUGUUAAAUAAAUUCAACUAUUUGAAUAUCAAUGAGACAAACGGAAACAACGAAACGUGUUUGUUUUAUGUCAUAAAACGCAACAAUAAUACAAGUGCUAUUGAUCUUCUAGUGAAAUAUGGCUUCAACUCUGUUACGUUGAGAAAUAAUCAAAACCAAACUGCGUUGCAUAAAGCUAUUGACUACAAUGACGUUGAAAACGUUGAACAUUUGAUCAAAACGUUCGGUAUCGAUUUAAAUGCCGAUACCGAACCUUAUCUGAUGUAUGCGUGUAAAUAUUCAACAGCGAAUGUUGUUCACAGUUUAAUAAAGUUAGGCGCAAACAUUCCUAAAACACUGCUUGAUGAUGUGGGCGAGAAUUUAACUAAUCGCAACGAUAUCAUAUCCCUUUUAAAACAAUAUUGCGAUCAAAUAUCGAUAACUAACAAUCAACAAGCAACAACGAUACAUCAGACGCAGGUGGGCAUCAUUGGUGCUGGUCCAGCUGGUUUGGUUCUCUCCCAAUUGCUUUAUUUAUCUGGUAUUGAAUCCAUAGUUCUUGAACGAUCUAGCAGAGAGUCAAUUGAAACACGAAUAAGAGCUGGUGUACUUGAACAAGAUACCGUCGAUUUGUUUGAUUAUAUAAACAUUACGAAACGAUUACAUAUCAAGGGUCUCAUUUAUCAUAAUAUGAAUUUUCAAUAUAAUUCGAAGCGAUAUCACAUACCAUUGUCAAAACUAACAAAUGGCAAAGUCAACACUGUAUACGGUCAACAAUGUGUCAUCCAAGAUUUGCUUGAAACACUUGUAGACAAUAAUUUUGGCGGUAUAAUGUUUGAAGUAACAGGUGUACAAAUAUCAAAUGUCCAAGAUAAAUAUCGUCGAUCAAUAAUACGAUAUAAAACCAGAGAACAGAAACCUGAAGAGAUAUAUUGUGAUUUCAUUAUCGGCUGUGAUGGUUCGAACGGCACAUCAAGGCAGAUUAUACCCAGAAAUAUAUUCAAGACAUAUGAACGAAUAUAUCCGUUCGCAUGGCUAAGUGUAAUUGCUCUGACAGAACCAAUUAAUAAUGUGUUGAUAUAUGCUUAUCAUGAACGCGGAUUUGUUAUUUAUCUUAGACGAUCAAAAGAGCAAGCACGCUUUCAUCUACAAGUGGAUGUUAACGAUAAUAUUAACAACUGGACAGACGAAAGAAUAUGGGCUGAGCUACAUUGUCGUCUAGAUAUGAAGAAUUGGACGUUGGACGAAGGAAAAAUAAUAGAGAAACGGAUAUUUCCAUUACGGAGCUUUAUGUGUGAACCAAUGCAAUAUAAAAAUCUCUACCUCGCAGGUGACAUUGCUCACCUUGUGCCGCCCACUGGAGCCAAAGGUCUAAAUAUGGCCAUUGCUGAUGUGAAAACUCUUGCUGAUGCACUUCGAGAUUAUUAUGAAUUUGGUCUAAAUGAGAAAUUAGACAUGUAUUCUCGAACAUGUGUUAAUCGUUCGUGGCGUGUACAAGACUUUACCAAUAGUGUAACAGAAAUGUGGCAUCGUUAUUUCAAUACGAAUGACGGUAAUUUUGGUUAUGAAAUACAACGAGCCCGUGUGGAAAAUUUGUGUAAUUCAAAAGCACUGCAAUACUCUUUUGCCGAAAUGUUUGUUGGUUUACCGACGAAUAGUAACAAUGUAAGUAGCUCAAGUUUGAUUAGCAAUGAGAAAAACACUUUUAUUACGCUUUUCGUCAGUAAAAAUUUCUGAAGAUAAACAGCGCUCAUCUAAGAGAUUCUUCUGUAUUCUCAAGGGUGGUUGAUCCAUGAUAUAAUCAACUAGACGAUUUAUUACCAUGAUCAACUAUUUCGAGAGAAACAUAUGACAUUUGUGCGAAUAAAAACUUUGUUUUACCUCUAACCAUAUUCAUUCGAUUCUCCGUCCAAAAUAAUUCAGAAAUCUGGAACUUGAAGUCUUAGAAACUUUUUCUUACCAAUAAUUCUCAUGAAAAGCUCAUCAGAAAAUGCUUGAAAAUCACUCAUAAAUCGCAUGUUUCUGUA